Eremothecium gossypii ATCC 10895 is the source of this 1245-nucleotide messenger RNA. RefSeq names its product Fth1p (gene FTH1). The transcript has a single exon. Gene Ontology annotation, biological process: iron ion transmembrane transport. The coding region runs from base 1 to 1245 and encodes 414 amino acids. Lineage: Eukaryota; Fungi; Ascomycota; Saccharomycetes; Saccharomycetales; Saccharomycetaceae. Gene Ontology annotation, molecular function: ferrous iron transmembrane transporter activity. The record is from RefSeq and is marked provisional. Gene Ontology annotation, cellular component: plasma membrane; high-affinity iron permease complex; fungal-type vacuole membrane.
AUGCAGGUUGAAAAGUACUUCUCGUUCCAGAUCUUCUUCAUCUUCCUCCGGGAGUCGCUGGAGAUCGUGAUCAUCAUCUCGAUCCUGCUCACGAUCGUGAAGCAGGCGCUGUUGAAGCCGGAGUCGGCGUCCAGCAAGUACCUGGGCGGCGGGCGGCUGGAGGCAGAGGAAGAGGUGGAGCUGAACGCGGCGCUGCAGGAGGCGGGGCCGCUGGAGGCGGUGGAGAACAGCCAGCUGUACCGGAGGCUGAAGGUCCAGAUUCUGAGCGGGGGCGCGCUAGGGCUGCUAUGCUGCAUGCUGGUGGGCGGAUUGUUUAUCGUGCUGUUCUACUACGUGGGCAAGGACCUGUGGGCCGCGAGCGAGCACUACUACGAGGGCGUUUUGAGCAUUGUGGCGUCGGUAAUCAUCUCGUUCAUGGGGCUGUUCUUUCUGCGGAUGGGCCGGCUGCGCGACAAGUUCCGCAUCAAGCUGGCGUCGAUGCUUUACGCGCAGAGUAGCGACCCGCUGGCGCCGAGCCGGCGCGCGCGGAAGUUCAGUGAGAAGUACGCGCUGUUCAUCCUGCCGUUCGUGACGUCGCUGCGGGAGGGGCUGGAGGCGGUGGUGUUUGUCGGCGGCAUUGGCAUCGACCAGCCGCUGAGCUCGAUCCCGCUGUCGAUGCUGUCGGCAGCCGUUGUGAGCUACGCGUUCGGACGCUUCUUUUUCGCAUCGUCGGGGUCCUUCUCGCUCGAGGUCUGCCUGGUGACAGCCACAUGCCUGCUGUACCUCGUGGCAGCCGGGCUCUUCUCGAAGGGCGUGUGGCAGUUCGAGCUGCAGCACUACGUGGACCUCUGUAACGGGCAGGACAUGUCCGAGGUUGGGAGCGGGCCGGGCUCCUACGACAUCUCCAACUCGGUCUGGCACGUCAACUGCUGCAACGGCGAGCGCGACGGCCUCUGGAUGAUAUUCACGGCGAUCUUUGGCUGGACCAACAGUGCAACAUAUGGCUCCGUCAUCAGCUACAUCAUCUACUGGCUGGCCGUCAUAGGCGUGCUGCACGUGCUGAAGAUCGAGGAGACGCUCGGCUACAUCCCAUACGUGCCCAUCAAAUGGCAAGCUAGGCGAAUCAAGAAGCGCCUGGCACUAAUCGAGAAGGCGAGGGCGCUGCAAAGCAGGCCGCCAUCAGGAUCGCCCCCAGUAUACCAGACGGCUAGAUUGUCUCAAGAGAGCACGAAUAGCAAUACCCUCCUAUUGUCGUCGCAGGAAUAA